Messenger RNA from Rotaria socialis, 2064 nucleotides. The record is from the annotation of a GenBank genome assembly. NCBI's taxonomy places the organism in Eukaryota, Metazoa, Rotifera, Eurotatoria, Philodinida, Philodinidae.
AUGAUGGAAUCAACAGAGCAAUUGGCAGCAAAUUCUUCACAACUUCCAACUCAUCCGGAUGAGAAAGCGAUGGUUCCACCAUCAAAUAUUAUUCCCGAUGGAGUUUCAUCACCAAUAAAACAUCCAUUGGAUCCAUUAAAUGCUGAUGAAAUGAAUUUAACAACACGAUUGCUUGCAACAUCAGAAAGUUUCCAAAGUUAUAUGCGUAUUAUUAACAUUAUUCUAAAUGAACCAACAGAUAAAGAAUAUGUCCGUAACUAUAAACCAAAUGACCUAUUAGAAAGGUCGGUAACUGCAGUAGUGCGUGAUCCUAAAGGUCGAACAACUUAUGAAUUUGUUGUUGAUUUAAUUAAAAAAACUGUUGAAAAUUGUACUGAAUUUAAAGGUGUUCAGCCUAGUUUAACAUUUGAUGAAAUGAUCGAAGCUGAUAUUACUCUACGCUCAAGUGAAGCUAUGCUAGCUGCAUUAGCUAAACGAAAUAUUAAAAUAGAAGAUGUCGUUUUCUAUCCAUUUUCAUCUGGCUAUCGGGAUGAACGAGAUUCACCAGCGAAACGACGAAUCUUUCGGCCCUAUGCUGCCGUGAGAAAAUCGGAAGCCGAUAAUUAUUAUGCUCAUCAUAUCGACGGUCUUGUUAUCACUGUUGAUUUAGAUUCAUUUACUGUUGAGGUUGAAGAUCAUCAAGUUAUACCAUUACCUCCGAAAUCUGGUAAUUACGAUCCAGAAGGUAUCAAAGCACCAGAUAAUGUACCUUAUUUUCCGGAUGGUGUUCGUAAAGAUCUUAAACCUUUUGUUAUUACUCAACCAGAAGGUCCAUCAUUUCAAGUAAAUGAUAAUGUCAUUUCAUGGCAAAAAUGGCGUUUUCGAGUUGGAUUUAAUGUUCGAGAAGCACUUACAAUAAAUAUGAUUGAAUAUUUUGAUCAAAAUCGUUGGAGACCUAUUCUCUAUCGAGCAGCUAUCAGUGAAAUGUGGGUACCGUAUGGUGAUACAAGUGCUGGACAUAGUUAUAAAAAUGCAUUUGAUGUUGGCGAAGCUGGUAUGGGUCUAUUAACAAAUAGUUUAGUAUUGGGAUGUGAUUGUCUGGGAGAAAUUCGAUAUCUGGAUGCUAUUCUCAAUAAUAAUCGAGGUCAAGCUUUAUUAGUAAAGAAUGCUAUUUGUAUACAUGAAGAAGAUACUGGAAUACUUUGGAAGCAUUCUGAAUUUGUUUAUCAACGUUCUCAAUGUCGCCGUGCAAGACGUCUUGUUGUUUCGUGUAUAAUUACAGUAGGAAAUUAUGAAUAUGGUUUAUUUUGGUAUUUUAUGCUUGAUGGUACUAUUCAGUUUGAAGCCAAACUUACUGGUAUUAUCGCGCCAGGUGCCAUUGAAAAUGGAAAAACGCCUCUUUCCGGUGGACUGGUUGCUGAAGGUGUAUAUGGUCCACAUCAUCAACAUUUUUUCAAUAUGCGUCUUGAUUGGAUGCUUGAUGGAGUAAAAAAUUCGCUUGUUGAAGUCAAUUGUGAAACGAUGCCACUUGGACCCGAUAAUCCAGCUGGUAAUGGUUGGAUAGCAAAAGAAACUGUUUUGAAAACUGUUGGUGAAGCACGUCGAUUACAUGAUGCCACUAAAGGACGUUUUUGGAAAAUCAUUAACCCUCAAGUUAAAAAUCAUGUUAAUCAACCAGUUGCCUAUAAACUAACUGCAUCAGGACCAGCAUGUUAUCCUUUGUGUGAUAUAAAUUCAACACAAGGUGGCCGAAGUGCACUUACACGUUAUCAUUUAUGGGGAACACAAUAUCAUCCAGACGAAUUAUAUGCAGCUGGCCGAUUUCCUAAUCAAUGUAAAGGUGAUGAAGAUGGUGUUGCUAUUUAUAGUGAAAAACAUAAAAAUGAUUCACUAGUCGAAUGUGAUCUUGUUACAUGGUAUACGUUCGGUGUUAAUCAUGUUGUUCGUCCUGAAGACUGGCCUGUAAUGCCCGUUGAAACUGUUGGAUUCCGUUUACAGCCAUGUGGAUUUUUUGCUGGUAGUGCAGCUAUGGAUGUACCACCAUCAAUUCCAAAAUGUCAUCAAGGUGCAUGUGCAAAACAUUAA